This is a messenger RNA of Orbicella faveolata, 6196 nucleotides long. RefSeq names its product neuropeptide FF receptor 2-like. Gene Ontology annotation, cellular component: plasma membrane. Gene Ontology annotation, molecular function: neuropeptide Y receptor activity. The record is from RefSeq and is a predicted model, not a curated record. NCBI's taxonomy places the organism in Eukaryota, Metazoa, Cnidaria, Anthozoa, Scleractinia, Merulinidae. Gene Ontology annotation, biological process: G protein-coupled receptor signaling pathway.
CGAGUAGAAAAUAAUAAAAGGCCUCGACAUCUUUUUUAUUUGUAGGCUUCAGACCCCUUUCAUUGUAAAUUUGAGUAGUAAUCAUGAUUGUAAAAUGUUUAACUCUUUAAUGUUUUGGGGAACUAAAACUGAUGUUGAUUACAUGCAUGCACAUUAUUGCAUGGGAACAGGUGUUUACAAUUUGCAUUUUCAUGAAAACGAAUCCAUCCUUCAAAUAACAUUAAUUGCUUUUUUCCCCUUUUCGCUGUUUAACUGUUUGCUUGGUGUACGUCUGUAUGUCGACUAACGAAAACCAACCGGGUUGGUUAACUAAAAAUCAAGUUUGUCUUGGAAGGAAUUCUGACAACCAGCGAGUGUCAUAGCGUGCUUAACACAAACUAAAUAGAAAGAUGGCUUCUAGAAUGAAAUAAGAAUAGUACUGACUAAGGAUUAAUACUUGGGAAGAUAACAAAAGAUGAGGAAAAGCUUUUUACAAGUAAGCCAAUUCAGGUAGCCCUUCCGAAAAGCGAGAUGCUAUGAAAUUAUUUCGUACAUGCUUUCGAAGAAAAUAAUUAAACACUGUCUCUGCGGAAUUGUACACAUAUGCCAACGCUUGUGACAUGGGACUGUCUUUUGGAAUAUAAAUAUUUAAAGUAAAUCAUUGGAACCAGACUACCAAUUGCCCGCCUAUCGCAUAUAGCUAGUCGCUGGGAGCUUUUCAUGACAUGUCAUUCAAAGUAAGAUAUAGACACUUUACAAGGGAACGACAAAGAAAUAUACAAAUAAACGAUGAAAAAGGUUUAAAAGGCACUGAAUAGGAAAUUUAAUGAUACAGAGAAUAUUAUACAGAAAAAAAUAAAAAUUAUUUCAAUCACAAUCAAACUACUAGCGGCUAGCACCUAUUUACUUUAUUUUAUUUACAUAUUUGUUUUUCUUUGGCUUCCAGGUGGUCUUUCGGAAUUGUACGUUUUUCAUUUAACCCUUGUGCGAUCGAUGUUCACGACCUAACUAAAUAAGCAAAUGAUGAAAACGAAAUUUAAUGAGUCUGUUGUACAGGGAGGAUUCCUUGCCGAAAAUUCUUCAAUUUCUACAAACUCCAACACGGUGGCAAUGCAGCAUUCCGAAUCAGUGACAUUUGAUUUGAGAGCGCUCAAACUAACUCUCUACGCAAUUAUCUUCUUUGCAAGUGCAGUCGGUAAUUCUCUUGUCUGCACAGUUAUUUUACGAAGGAAAAAGAUGAAGACGGUCACAAACUACUUCAUAUUGAACCUAGCCAUUGCGGACUUGGCUUUGAAUUGCAUCUGUAUUCCGUUCGAUAUUCCCGUGCAAGAAAUGAACCGCAAAUGGCCAUAUGGGGCGCUGCUGUGUAAAGUUAUAUACCCACUGCAGACGUUGGCACUUUUUGCAUCCAUAUACACCCUAACGGCUGUCAGCUUAUCGCGUUACUGGGCAAUAAACCGCCCACUUCGUCAGCAGCUUACCAUCAAAAACGCCAAAUGGAUCAUCUUCGGAAUAUGGAUUGCGUCGCUGAUUUCGGUCACACCGUACAUGAGCGUCUUGAAAAAGGACGGUGAAACAGACAUGUGCGAAGAGGACUGGUCGAGCAAAAGUGCAAGAAAAACCUAUACAGCUUCCCUGUUCGUGUUCCAGUACUUGCUUCCACUAACUGUCAUUGCGGGCGCAUACGUCAGCAUUGGAUGGGAGCUUGCACGGCGCACAAAAAACGGGAACGGCUACCUGCAGGAUCUCCAAGCGAACGAGGAGAAGAAAGUAGUGCGCAUGCUUAAAGUAGUAACGCUGAUGUUUGCAGUGUGUGUUUUGCCAACCAACGUUAUGUGGCUUUGGCUGGACUUUGGCAACGCNUAUGAUUAUGAUUAUGAUUAUGAUUAUGAUUAUGAUUACUAUCAGACAAAUAAGCAAAUGAUGAAAACGAAAUUUAAUGAGUCUGUUGUACAGGGAGGAUUCCUUGCCGAAAAUUCUUCAAUUUCUACAAACUCCAACACGGUGGCAAUGCAGCAUUCCGAAUCAGUGACAUUUGAUUUGAGAGCGCUCAAACUAACUCUCUACGCAAUUAUCUUCUUUGCAAGUGCAGUCGGUAAUUCUCUUGUCUGCACAGUUAUUUUACGAAGGAAAAAGAUGAAGACGGUCACAAACUACUUCAUAUUGAACCUAGCCAUUGCGGACUUGGCUUUGAAUUGCAUCUGUAUUCCGUUCGAUAUUCCCGUGCAAGAAAUGAACCGCAAAUGGCCAUAUGGGGCGCUGCUGUGUAAAGUUAUAUACCCACUGCAGACGUUGGCACUUUUUGCAUCCAUAUACACCCUAACGGCUGUCAGCUUAUCGCGUUACUGGGCAAUAAACCGCCCACUUCGUCAGCAGCUUACCAUCAAAAACGCCAAAUGGAUCAUCUUCGGAAUAUGGAUUGCGUCGCUGAUUUCGGUCACACCGUACAUGAGCGUCUUGAAAAAGGACGGUGAAACAGACAUGUGCGAAGAGGACUGGUCGAGCAAAAGUGCAAGAAAAACCUAUACAGCUUCCCUGUUCGUGUUCCAGUACUUGCUUCCACUAACUGUCAUUGCGGGCGCAUACGUCAGCAUUGGAUGGGAGCUUGCACGGCGCACAAAAAACGGGAACGGCUACCUGCAGGAUCUCCAAGCGAACGAGGAGAAGAAAGUAGUGCGCAUGCUUAAAGUAGUAACGCUGAUGUUUGCAGUGUGUGUUUUGCCAACCAACGUUAUGUGGCUUUGGCUGGACUUUGGCAACGCUGCUCAAUACGAUAAAUUCUGGGAACUUGUCGCAUUCUCCAACAUAAUAACGUUUGCAAACAGCGCAGCCAAUCCAAUUUGCUAUACGAUCCUGAACGAAAGCUAUCGCAAUGCGUUCAAAGAUCAUCUGUCCAAGAUAUUUUGCAAGAUCUCCAGAAGUUCUACUUGGGUUCAAAUAGAACUUGUGGACAAUGCUACAAGCCAAAAGAAAAGUCGAAGGGCUAAAAUGAGUUCUACUCUGUUAUGAACAUAAAAGGGCCUUUUUCUUCCCUUUUCGUUCACCCUGAUCUGAAAUUUUCACAUUUGUAAAAUAUAUUUAACAUAAUCUAUUGGCAUUUCAUGACUGUCGAGGGAAGAAGUGCUAUAAAAGUUAUAGGACUUUCGUUUGAGUUGUAAGUCUAUGUAAUCGCAUGGGCCCUUGGGCAAUUAAGGAUUAAUUUCACGCGUAUUUUCAAUGUUUUCACAAAAUUGCCCGAGUCGCAAAGCGACGAAGACAUUGAAAAAACUUUGAAAAUACCAAUGAAAUUAAUCCUUAAUUGCCCGAGGGUACUGGCGUUUACUUGUUUAUCACAUAAAAGGGCAAAAUUCUGUUCAAAGGAAAACUUUCAAGGUCUUGCCGUUACGUAAACAGGUUCGCCGGUUUUCAUAAAGAACAGGCUAGCAGUAGAACGGGAGAAGCCUACUAUUAUAGUAAGCAAAACACAGCAAGUUCAAUUCACUCCAAGCAAUUUCUUUUCAAAUAAAACUUUAAGCAAUCUAAUUUUAUUCACCUCUUUUGCGAAGCUUGCAACGGCGUGAAACUUCUUCAUCGAUCGAUGAAAGACGUAAACAAGUGUCCAAACGAGGUCUAACAACUUCUUGAAUCCAAAACUCAAUCGCCUUUCCACUGCGACUUAACUUACCAGCAAAAUUUACGCUGUUUUUUGCGCCAGUAAGGCAACCUGUGAUACUAAUGAGGCAACCCGAAGCGAAACGAAGAAAUUAACGUUCAGUUUGGCGGUCGUGAAGCUCUGUAACCCUAUGCUUCGUGCGACACCGGCCAUCCCAACUCAGGCUGGGAAUCCAUGCAUUUUUUGGAUGGAAAAUCCUUUGCUUUUCCACCAAAAGACUGCGCUUUGCUGCAUGUCGAUGUUCUUUCUCCUUAUGAUGAAAUAAACCCCCUCAGAAGCGAUACGUUUCUGAAAUAUUAAUUCCUUUUCAAAAUCCGUUUGAAGCGAGAAACCAACUUGAUGCAGGCGCGCUCAGCCAAUCAGCAUCAAGUAAUCAUGCCCUCUUUGUGCCCUCGUGAUCGAGGAAUAAAAAUGCCCUCUGUCUCAGCCAAUCAGCAUUCAGUAAUUUUUGUCCCGUAUGUGAUAAAUAUAUAUAUAUAUUGUUUACACAUGAUUUUAAAGCGUUUUACCGUUUUUAAUGUUUUGAAGAAAUUGCGAUAUUAACUAUAUGCACGUUACUGAUAAUGACAGGUGUUUACAAAUUGUGUUUUCAUAUCAACAAAGCCGUCUUUUAGUUAACGAUGACUAUUAAUUUUUUUAAUUUUUUUCUCUCUUUUAUUAGUUUAUGUAUUGUGGUCGAAUAACGAAGCCGACCGCGUAGCCUUACUAAAAAUCAGUUUCAACCUGAAAGGAAUUCUGACAACCAGUGAGUCAGUAGCGUGCUCACCACAUACGCGGAAUGAGAUAUGGUUCAUAGAAGGAAAUGGAGAGCGUGUCGACUUAUCAAGCCUAUUGUGCUUCUGAGGAAAUACCAAAAGACAAAUACGGGAAAAAAUUUCCACAAGCCAUCCAGUUCAGACAGCUUGUCGAGAAGAGCAAGAUACUAUAAACUUAUAACUUCAGUCUUUUUUUUUUUAAGAUUAGAGUAAUUAGACACUGCGAAUGGGGAAAUACAUUUCAACCCUUUCGGCAUGAGAUGAACGUCUUUCGGAACAUAAAUAUUUAAGCUAAACCGAUGGAACUAGACUGUCACUUAGCCAAAUUUAGCAUUUAAAUGAAAUCUUCCGUGCAAGGAACAACAAUUGUGGGCUCAGAUCAUUGUUGUGUUUACUAUCGCUGUGGCAAUUAAUUAGUAAAUUUUGUGUGCUACCCGACAUGAAUGAGGAUAAAGGGCUAGAUGCGCCACGUUUUUAGAAGCUUUUUCGUUUCAUCACUCACCUGCAGGCGGACAUUCAGGCUAAUUUGCUCAAAAUUGUGUAGUUUCUCUUUUUAAUGCAUCCGCGUUUUAACGGAAAAUUAAAAUUCAAAGCGGCAACUCUGUAAAUAUAGUAUUCUGUCGCUCUUCUUGAAGUAAAAAAAAAAAAAGAGUUGUUAAAAAGCAUAGAGACAUCUCUGUAAAUAUAGUAUUAUGUCGGUCUCUUUUGAGGGUAGAAAAAAGUCUUUAAGUAAUAUUAAAAUUUAAAGAGGCAGCUCUGAAAAUAUAGCAUUUUCUUUCUCUAUUAUUUCCAUUUUUUUUACUUAUAACGAAGAAACAUCUUUGUCGUCUAGAAGUACAUGUAACUGUGUUACCUUUGUAGUCAUAACAACCCACUCUUUCAUAAGGUACAAAUUAGUAAACUCUUACAAGAUGAUAAUUGAAUUGACAUAAUUGAUAUGAAGUUUCACAAGACAUGCGCAAUCACCUGUGUCAAUUUAAAGUGUUUAAAAGAUAAGACGGCAGGGAUAUUGUUACGCCACGAAUCUGCAAGAGAAUCGUCAAAGGAAGGUUUAAGAGCGCGUCGAUGUAAUCCACAACGGUUAAGUUGCAGAGAAAAGGUAGGACUGUGAAGCUUAAGUAAUUGUGUCUUUGGUUGCCGACGUGAUGUUGAAUGCAAAGCUACAUGUAUGAAGUGGCCAAAAUUGAGUCUUAAGUAACAUGGACUAGCUGUAUCGCGUCUAAACUAGAAGUACAAGUAGUAGUAUUAAUAUUAAAUAAUGCCGUGUUCUUGAACAUAUAAAUGAUAAGAGAAGUUAGACUUUGAAAUGAACAUUCUAAAGCUUUGGGUUUAUGAGAGUUUUGUGUUUCAUGAUCGUUGUCUAAAAGCAAUCUUUAAUGCGGUCCUUUGGAGCCUUCUCCCUUGAGGGGUAUUUGAAUAGACAUUUCGCAUUAUUGUUCAGACUUUUUCUAAAAGGGACUGUGGUUUAAUCAUCGAUAUGGUGGACAGGUGUGAAAAAAAGACAUUUAGCUUGAAAAAGGAAGAGUUUACAUUUUUGGUAGUAUGCUAAAUAUCCUGGGAACCAAGAGUAUAUUUACCUCGGUACUUGAAAUAAACGGUAUUAGCCAAUCAUGAUAAACGAAAACCUGUUAACUAAAUUGAAAAUGAUAUUAGUGUAUAAAGAAAACCGACCUUGUCAUAUGCAAAUAUAAUUAUUGCUUGUAAUGACUGCUGAUAUGUUUUUAUUGGGUACAAAGAAAACAGUAUUAACCUGUCCUUUCACCUAUGAACAAAAUAUUAGCCUGAAGAAGAUAAUGCCAAAAAAGAAGAC